GCCCGGCCCCGCCGCGCAGCCCGGCCGCGCCCCGCCGCCGCCAUGGGCUGCCUGGGAAACAGCAAGACCGAGGACCAGCGCAACGAGGAGAAGGCGCAGCGCGAGGCCAACAAAAAGAUCGAGAAGCAGCUGCAGAAGGACAAGCAGGUCUACCGGGCCACGCACCGCCUGCUGCUGCUGGGUGCUGGAGAAUCUGGUAAAAGCACCAUUGUGAAGCAGAUGAGGAUCCUACAUGUUAAUGGGUUUAAUGGAGAGGGCGGCGAAGAGGACCCGCAGGCUGCAAGGAGCAACAGCGAUGGUAGUGAGAAGGCCACCAAAGUACAGGACAUCAAAAACAACCUGAAGGAGGCUAUUGAAACCAUCGUGGCUGCCAUGAGCAACCUGGUGCCCCCUGUGGAGCUGGCCAACCCUGAGAACCAGUUCAGAGUGGACUACAUUCUGAGCGUGAUGAACGUGCCCGACUUUGACUUCCCACCUGAAUUCUACGAGCAUGCCAAGGCUCUAUGGGAGGAUGAAGGCGUGCGUGCCUGCUACGAGCGCUCCAACGAGUACCAGCUGAUUGACUGUGCCCAGUACUUUCUGGACAAGAUUGAUGUCAUCAAGCAGGCCGACUACGUGCCCAGCGACCAGGACCUGCUUCGCUGCCGCGUCCUGACCUCUGGAAUCUUUGAGACCAAGUUCCAGGUGGACAAAGUCAACUUCCACAUGUUCGAUGUGGGCGGCCAGCGCGAUGAACGCCGCAAAUGGAUCCAGUGCUUCAAUGAUGUGACUGCCAUCAUCUUCGUGGUGGCCAGCAGCAGCUACAACAUGGUCAUUCGGGAGGACAACCAGACCAACCGCCUGCAGGAGGCUCUGAACCUCUUCAAGAGCAUCUGGAACAACAGAUGGCUGCGCACCAUCUCUGUGAUUCUGUUCCUCAACAAGCAAGACCUGCUCGCUGAGAAAGUUCUUGCUGGGAAAUCCAAGAUUGAGGACUACUUUCCAGAAUUUGCUCGCUACACUACUCCUGAGGAUGCUACUCCCGAGCCUGGAGAGGACCCACGCGUGACCCGGGCCAAGUACUUCAUUAGAGAUGAGUUCCUGAGAAUCAGCACUGCUAGUGGAGAUGGGCGCCACUAUUGCUACCCUCACUUUACCUGCGCUGUGGACACUGAGAACAUCCGCCGUGUGUUCAACGACUGCCGCGACAUCAUCCAGCGCAUGCACCUCCGUCAGUACGAGCUGCUGUAAGAAGGGAACCCAGACUUAACGACAGCCUUAAGCACAAUUCAUGGAAAGUGAAACGUAAUUGUACAAGCAGUUAAUCACCCACCAUAGGGCAUGGUUAACAAAGCAGCCUUUCCUUUCCCCUGAGUGAUUUUUGCGAAACCCCUUUGCCCCUUCAGCUUGCUUAGGUGUUCCAAAUUUAGACAGCUUAAGGCGGCCUACAGAAAAAAAGGCCACAAAGGUUCCCUCUCACUUUCAGUAACUAAAAUAACAGCAGCAAACAGAAAUAAAUAAAUAAAUAAUGAAACGAAUGAAAUAAAUAUUGUGUUGUGCAGCAUUAAAAAAAUCAAAAUAAAAAUUAAAUGUGAGCAAAGAA
Messenger RNA from Cavia porcellus (domestic guinea pig), 1582 nucleotides. RefSeq names its product guanine nucleotide-binding protein G(s) subunit alpha. Bases 43 to 1230 code for a protein of 395 amino acids. Gene Ontology annotation, biological process: sensory perception of chemical stimulus; adenylate cyclase-activating dopamine receptor signaling pathway. Gene Ontology annotation, molecular function: insulin-like growth factor receptor binding; GTPase activity; mu-type opioid receptor binding. NCBI's taxonomy places the organism in Eukaryota, Metazoa, Chordata, Mammalia, Rodentia, Caviidae. The transcript is spliced from 13 exons. Gene Ontology annotation, cellular component: heterotrimeric G-protein complex. The record is from RefSeq and is a predicted model, not a curated record.